Messenger RNA from Ectocarpus sp. CCAP 1310/34, 2508 nucleotides. The record is from the annotation of a GenBank genome assembly. Lineage: Eukaryota; Phaeophyceae; Ectocarpales; Ectocarpaceae.
AUGUUGUGCGUUCCAGGUACCCUUCCGGUGGCAUUAGCCUCUCUUCUGGACAGUUUUGACAGGCUUCACAGUGUUGGAGGGUUGGACCUUUCCCAAAACCCGUGGGAACACCCUCCCGAGGCGAUCGUGACGGGUGGUAUGCUGGCGGUGAGAGGGUACUUCGAAGCCAUCUUCAGGGGCGGAACUACCGUUGUGACCCGACCGCUCAAGGUCGUCAUCGUUGGAAUGGAGACUGUUGGCAAGACAAGUUUGCGGUGCAGCAUCAAGGCCGGGAAGCCGUGCAUGACGAGAGGGGGUGGUGUGGACAGCACUGUCCAUGUGGAUGUCCAAGACCACAACCUCGAUGUCCAAGACCACAAAGCCGGUGGUCACCCAAUUAGAAUUUUCGAUUGUGCCGGCCAGGCUGCCUACUACGGACUGCUCCAGCUGUUUCUCACCCCUCGUGCUGUAUACCUAUUGGUUUGGGAUGCGGAGAAAGCCAGCCAGAUGGACGAGUUGAACCUUGAAGAUCUUGCCAUUGCUCCCUGGCUGAGGCAAAUGACUUUCCGAGUGCCGGACGCAAACGUGGUACUUGUGGGGAACAAGUGGGAUCUCGUAGCAGAGGCCAAUCUACAUGUAGCGGAUGACGUAGAACGAAAGAGCCGCGAGUGGUUGACUGCCUGGAUAGAGAGUGCGCACCGGCAUCAACCCCCACAACUUUCGUUAGAAGCCGGCGUCAGUCUUGUGAGCUGUGCGCCGUCUGGCCGAGCCGGCUGGGCACCAUCGUUCGGUGGGAGAAAAGCAUGGCCCUGCGACAAGAAUAAGCCGGGGCAGCCGGGGCUUUUCCGUCGCAUCAUAUACAACCCUGUCGAUGACAUGAGGGCUGUUACGAUGCGUCUUUCGCCGGUGUAUGUACUCGCCCUUAAUUUGCUUGAGGAGCUGGCGUCACGCAGUAGGGUAGAUGCGCUGGGCACAGCUGGAACGACGGCAGCAGCUUCAGAAGCAGCCUUGUCUGGUGCAAUCUUGAUCAGGAAGUGGGAGGGAGGACUGGUGGAGUAUGGCAACUACAUCUUCCUUGACGUCGGAUGGUUUGCAGAUGUUCUGGACCCGUUGUUCAGUCACAAGAAAGAUUCAAAUGGCAUCAUUUAUCUCGGUGGCAAAACGGUGACGAACGAUGAUAGCUUGAAACGGCUAGACGCAAAUCAUAUUUUCGAGCCGCGACUCGCUGAAGAUCUUUGGGGCGCAGAGCUCGCACCGCAUCUGCUCUCGGCUUUGAACAGUGCAGGGCUAACGUUUCCCAUUCCGAACGACCCCUUUGAGGGCUUGGUGGUGGUCUUGCGCAUGGACACAGAGCCCCCACCUGACUAUCGUACGAUUGUCGAGGAAGAACAAGCGAGGAAAUAUUACGACCUCAGGCUAGUUGUGCAAUGCUCGUUCAGGCUAGGGUUGCCCCCCGGCUUCGUUGAGCGUCUCCUUGCACGGUGCUGCCACUUGGGCUUUCCGCACCCCUUCUGGCGAUACGGUGCUCUCGUAGUGGGUGCCGGUGCGGAAGAAGGAAAGUUCUCACUGACUUUGGAGUACUCCGAGGAGGACAAGACCCUGAAAGUGCAGGUGAACGGACGAUGUAGUGAGGUCCAUGCUUGGGCGACUCUGUCGAAAGUGCUCUCCGUGACGAUCAAGAUGCUCUCGGAGUUCCCUGGUUUACCGUGCCAGCUGGAGUUUCUCUGCCCUCGGCACGAGGACAAGAGCAUGCGCGUCUUGAAGGCCAACAAUGCACGGCCUGGAUCCCGCUUGGUGGAGGAGGGCAAUUUUUGUCCCGUCUGCCCGGACCGCACGGCGGGCAACGACCUUCUAGGAGCUGCUCUACAUGUGGUGGAGUAUUCAGACACGGAGUUCUCCGAUGCACAGCUCCGUAAGCGGUUUGCCGAUAAUGCCAAGAGGGUGGCUCGUCAGGGUCGUGCGCUCUGGCCGGCAUCGGUGACGGAGGUGGGUUCUUCUACCACAAUUGCUUCCAUGUACAAACCACGUGCAGCACAAAAAUGUCGUAUUCCCAUGAACACCGGUCCUUUGUCUAAACCAUGUGGUUCAACUCAACCUGUUUGCAUUGAAACAUUGGGCUGCUCAGGCCUCUGCGAAUUGUUUUUUGACCGUCGCAGAACUCAACUGUUUGUACAGGUUUCUGAUCCGGCGCCCCCCCAGAUCAGUCCGAUCAGCCCAGCAUCUCUACAGACCAAUCCGAGCAGCCAGGAUUCGCGGACGCCACGGUAUCAGGACCGGAUGAGGGCGUGGGUAAAGGACCUGAGGGUGCAAGUAGGCGCAGCCGGUGCGCUCUGUGUCACUGUAUUUGGGGUGUUUUAUGCCAAGGAAGAUGACGACCCUCGUCUAUGGGGGUUGUUUCUGGGCAUUGGCUUGGUGCUCGCGGUCGUGGAGUUUGUUUUAGUUGCCAAACUGCACGAGCGUUGGUGCUUCAAAUCACCAAGGGUGGAGGCGGCGAGCGCUGGAAAUCAACAAGGGUGUGUGGCCGUGUAG